This is a messenger RNA of Gopherus flavomarginatus (Mexican gopher tortoise), 3954 nucleotides long. RefSeq names its product glycerophosphodiester phosphodiesterase 1 (gene GDE1). Lineage: Eukaryota; Metazoa; Chordata; Testudines; Testudinidae. The transcript is spliced from 7 exons. The record is from RefSeq and is a predicted model, not a curated record. Gene Ontology annotation, molecular function: phosphoric diester hydrolase activity. Gene Ontology annotation, biological process: lipid metabolic process. Bases 66 to 1037 code for a protein of 323 amino acids.
UAAAGGCCCUGGGUCAGCACGGCAGCUGCGGUGGGGGGGGGGUCCCCGUUACCCCUCUCGCCGCCAUGCUGCUGGGCGCCUUCACGACGCUGCUGGGGGCGCUGCUAGUGCUGAGCCGCAGCCCGAUGCUCUCCUGCCUGCUCACGGGCGGCCUCUACCUGGCGCUGCGGCUCUUCAGCCUCGAGCCGGUCCCCCUGCAGCGGGCCCAGCACAUUGUGCAGCCCCGCGGCACCGCCGCCCGCAUCGCCCACCGCGGCGGCGGGCACGACGCGCCCGAGAACACGCUGGCGGCCAUCAGACAGGCAGCUGAGAAUGGAGCCACAGGCGUGGAGCUGGACCUUGAAUUCACUGCAGAUGGCAUUCCCAUUCUAAUGCAUGAUGAUACAGUAGAAAGGACAACUGAUGGGUCUGGGAGUUUACGUGAUUUUACGUUUGAAGAAAUUAGGAAGCUUAAUCCAGCUGCAAAACAUAGACUAUGGAGAGAUUUCCGGGGUGAAAAAGUACCAACUUUGAAGGAAGCUGUUAUGGAAUGUAUGUGUUAUAACCUCAUAAUCUACUUCGAUGUCAAAGGCCAUGCAAAUCAGGCAGUUGAUGCCCUAAAACUCCUCUAUCUGGAAUAUCCUCGUUUGUACAACAGUAGCAUUGUCUGCUCUUUCAUACCAGAGAUCAUCUAUAAGAUGCGGCAAUCUGAUAGGAAUGUUGUUACAGCAUUAACACACAGGCCCUGGAGCCUUAGUCAUUUUGGAGAUGGGAAGCCUCGUUUUGAUUGCUUUUGGAAGCACUAUGGGUAUAUGAUGAUGGACAUCAUUCUGGACUGGAGCCUGCACAACUUCUUGUGGUACCUGUGUGGGGUUUCAGCUUUCCUCAUGCAGAAAAAUUACAUUUCAGAAGAGUAUGUGAGGCAGUGGUCUUCACGAGGAGUUCAAGUGGUUGGCUGGACAGUGAACACAUUUACAGAAAAAAUGUACUAUGAGAACGUCCUUGAGACCAGCUACAUCACAGACAGUUUGGUGGAGGACUGUGAUCCUCACUAUUAGACUUACACUAUAUGGGACUCUUAAAUAUGCCAUCCUGGUUCAUGCAGAUCUGAGUUCAGCACCAAAGGGUCCAAAGAUGCAGAAUGAGGCUGCAAACAUAAGUUGGGUUUUUUUGCUUGUACUGUAUGAUUGGAUCUUAAAUCACAGCAAACCCCUCUGUCACACUACUAGGCCGAGCCACAAUCAGCAUUAGUGCUGAGGAGAAAUGUUGUGUGCCUCUGCUAUCAGAGGAAAUUGCUGUAUGAUCUAAAAUGAUCAGUUGUGAUCAUCUGAUUUGGUAACUAGUAGUACAGACAGGUGGCUUAUAUGUCAUCUGAUCAAACUGUUUCUUUACUUGAUUUAACCCUUGAUUUUAAGUCAGCAGCAGCUUUUGAAUGCCUAAUUUUAAACUGUACAUUAAACAAUCUGUUCCUCAAAUAAUAGUGUAGGGUACCUCUACCUCAAUGUUAAAGAGCGGAUGGUAGGUGUAUUCCCAUACCAUAACUUUGAAUACGAUAUGGUCAGUUAAUAUUAGAGAGUGAAUAUACUUCACUGCUACAGGCUGGAAAGGAUGGAUAUUCUGUACUCUUACGGUAUGAAGAGACUAUAGCUGUCUCUGGUUUGGGCAAAUACUGCACUAAAACCUUGAUGGCUGGUGGGUAAACUUGAAUAUCUCCUUUUACUUCAGUCUUAAACCUGACUUUAAAAAGGGGUGAGGGAGGCUAGAAAGGUUCUUCCUCCUGAUGAUACUGUAGCUGAAUCAUUCUUCAUAAACACAGGCUGUGGAGCUGCUGUUAGCCAGAGGCUAAGCAGUAGCUGAAAUUUUUUUUUUUUGAGUAGUUGUUGCUGCUAAACUGUUUGCACAGAUAAAUGGAUAGAAGGGCUCUGUGACAGGGUUCUGUCACGACUCUUGGCACCAAGAGGGAUAGCUCAGUGGUUUGAGCAUUGGCCUGCUAAACCCAGGGUUGUGAGUUCAAUCCUUGAGGGGGCCAUUUGGGGAUUGGUCCUGCUUUGAGCAAGGGGUUGGACUAGAUGAUCUCCUGAGGUCCCUUCCAACCCUAAUAAUCUGUGAUCUCCUGGCCAUCCUGGGAUUAGCUCUGCCAGGUGCUGCACCCUCCUCCCAUUCUCUUUACCCAUCUUCUCUCAGCCUGCAGCAUCUGUCUCUUGGAGCAGCAGCUUCUGGUUUUAGGCUUGGCCCUCCGGCCAGGUCACUAAGUUCCUCUCUUUCCAGGGAAAUCGCAGUCCUUUCAGAUCAGCUGUCUGUCUGUCUGUCUCUCCAACAUCCUGUGUCACUAUCUGGUGACUGGUAGGGGAACCCAGGCUCGCCCGGUACACUGGGUUCGAGCCCAGGGACCCUAUAACAUGCAGCCAAGGCCUGUACUAUCCUAUCCCUUGCUGCUGUUUCCCUGGGCUUCUUCCUACAACCCUUCUCACAGGAAUACUGCAGACUACCUCCCUGCAGCCCCUUCUACUUUCAGCUCCUGGGCUUUAUAGGUGCCCCUCCUGUUCCUAUACAGCUGGGCCUGGUUUAAUCAACACCUGCUCCUUAGCUCCUCCUGCAGCUGUAGCCUGGGGAGUUAAUGGGCCUGCCUGGCCCUCUUAACCCCUUCCAAUCCUGUGUGGGGUGGACAUCUUUUUAGGUACCACCUUCAUCCCUAGGCAUAACACUGCUGUGGCUGGCCUCUUGGCCCUGGUACCUCCCUUUCAAUCUCAGUCCCUGCAGCCUCUACUAAUUUCUUCCCAGAGGAGUUUGAACAAAUACAGCUGCUGUUCAGCCAGCUGUGUCAGAUAGUCUUUCAGGUACCAAUGUGCCUCCCACUGUCCCUGUGGGUUCUCCAGCACUUGCCUCUGCAGGACCUGGAUUCAUCCCUGCUGUUUGUCAGUCCCCUUCUGCAGGGGUAGUGACUCUAGAGUCCAGCCUGGGAGGUUACAAGGGCUCUCUGUAAAAAAGCCUUCUGCAUACUGAAGCUCCAUUGUGUCUGCCUGUUUUUCUGCUAUGGCUCUCCACGCCCCCUUGUAUGGGGGUAAACACUUUAUGCAUUCCUUUACAGUCCACUACAGUAUCUCAGCCUCCGCCUGUAUGUGGGUCAUUUGUUGCACAGUCUUUGUCACAGGGCCUUGUAUCAGGGGCGAUUCUUUGCCCAGCCCCUUGUGAUGGAGUUCCUUCACCACUCGUGGCCAUUCUGGGGAUUAGUUCUGCCAGGUGCUGCAACCUCUGUAGCGUUCUUUCUACCCGUCUUCUCCAGUCUGUAGCCUCUCUUACUCUGAGUGGCAGCUUCCAGUUUGUGGCUUGGCCCUGCAGCCAGGUCACUAAGUUCCUCCCCUUCCGUGGAAAUCACAGUUCUUCUGGACCAGCUGUCCAGCUGACAGCUCCAAUGCCCUGUGGCAGGUAGGUGAACCCAAGCCUGCCCUCUACACUGGGUUCCAGCCUAGGAACCCUAAUAACAUGCAGUCAAGGCCUGUAUCGUCCUAGCCCUUGCUGCUGUUUCCAUGGGCUUCUUCCUACUUAUCUGGGUUCACACUUUUGUAAAAAUCAAAGUGGUUUAGACUUGUAAUAAACAAGUCGGAUAGUUCAGGACUAGUUUUAUAAUGUGGCAGGUAUGCAUCAUCUAUUAUGAGUAGCAUCCAUAAGAGUAGGUUUGAUUCUUUUCCUAAUGGAUCAAGACCUACGUUAAUGUUGUUCUUAUUAUGAAUACCACUAAAUGAUCAAACUGUUGUAGCUGUACCCUGGGUGGGACCUGUUGCUAGAGGUGAGAUGUCAUGAAGGGCACAGCUCUGCAAGAAAGAUGUGUGGGGAUAGAACUACUGUAAAAUAAGGGUGGUCUGAUUUAAAUUAGUGAGAGCACAGUGAAAAUUAACCAAGUGUCAGUUUUAUACCUUGCCUCUAGAACAAAAUGUCACUUCCAUGUCAUUUAAAAGUAGAGAGACUUAAAACCAA